Molecule: messenger RNA, 1882 nt
Organism: Colletotrichum navitas
Lineage: Eukaryota; Fungi; Ascomycota; Sordariomycetes; Glomerellales; Glomerellaceae
Product: CFEM domain-containing protein
Exons: 6
Coding region: 246-1763 (505 amino acids)
Source: RefSeq, a predicted model, not a curated record
CUAGAUGACUAACUAGAGCUUGCACUCGCGCGGUCCCCUUGGAGACUUUGAUCCGGAUUGAAGCUUGUUCCUUAUAUUUCAGAUGGUUUCCCACGCUUGGAGGAAGCAUGGGAAGCGUCUGUGUAAAACGUUUAAACAUGACAUUCGUCUCGGCGGCGGCGAACCUCAAUCUGCCUUUUCACUUAUUUCCUCAUCUUGCCAACCCUUCGGAUAUCAUCUAUAUCGGCUGACGCUAUCUUGGCAGUAUGAGGCGGCUGCGACUGAUCGGCCUCAUGGUCGCGUUUUUCGGGGCUUCAUAUGGUUCUCUCUUAGAUUACGCAGGCAAGCUACCUGAGUGCGGACUUACAUGUACUCUGGAACAUAUACCACUUUCGGCGUGCAAAGUCGUGACGAACGAUACAUGCAUAUGUAGCGACGAAAAACUGAGAGCGAGCGUGGAAACGUGCCUUUUUGAGCGGUGCGAGAGGAUGGAUGCAAUAGAUGUGGCAAGGUUAGAGGCCGACGCAUGCAAACGACCAAUCCGCAACCGAAAGGUCGAAAUACUGGCACCCAUCGUUAUACAAGUCAUCGGACUGCUCAUGGUACCGCUUCGGUUAUAUGCUCGCUGGACCACUGUGCAUCGAAUCGAGACCGACGACUGGAUCGUCACCUUUUGCGCGCUCGUUUUCAUUGUAUUUGUCUUUUUUGGUCAGCUGGCCGGCUGGGUUGCAUUUGGAGAAGAUAUCUGGAUGGUCAAGCCGGACAAGCUCACAUUCGGGCUCAAGAUCUUCUUCAUCGACGAGAGCUUAUACCUUACCUGCCUGGGUCUCACCAAGAUUUCAGUUCUCUUCUUCUACCUACGAAUAUUCCCGAACAAGUCGUUCCGAUACGCCACUUACGCGACCAUGUCCUACAUCGGCUUAUCCACCACGAUCCUUCUCUUCUUGCAGAUAUUUCAAUGCAUACCGUUCUCGUACAACUGGGACGGUUGGAAAGGCGACUUCGGCCCGCACCACUGCCUCAACAUCAACGUGCUGGCGUUCGUGGCGGGCGGGCUUAGCAUCAGCCACGACGUUAUCAUCCUCUUCCUCCCGAUCCCGCUGCUGUGGCAUCUCAACAUGGGUCUGCGCUCCAAAAUCGGCAUUUUCAUCAUGUUCAGCUUGGGGAUUUUUAUCCUCGUCACAUCGUGCGUGCGGUUGAGGUACAUCACUUUGUUCACGCGGUCGUUGAACCCGACGUGGGACUUCACAGACCCUCUCAUAUGGUCGGGCGUCGAGGUGUCCGUGUCAAUGAUCGUUGUGUGUCUUCCCACCAUGCGGAUCCUCCUCAAACGCACCAUGCCGAGGUUGUUCACCACCAUAGCCUCCCUGGGGGUCUCGGCACCCAAGAAGCCGUCCAACGCCUCGUCCCGCCUUGGGCAGCGCGUCAAGUCCAUCGGCAGCCGCGGCCACCGGAACAAGGGGCCCUUCGACCACACGGCCGCGGCCACCGGGAUUGGGAAGAGGAGCAGCAGGUUCUUCUCGCAACGGGCGACCAGCCCGAAGCCGAACGAAAGCGACCUGGAGCUGGGUGACAAGAUGUUUGGCGAGGUGCGCACACAAAUAAGGUUUGGGGAUGUGGAGUCAUCGCGGCGCAGGGGCUCGAUGGAGUUGGGCAUUCAUGUGCGCACCACCACUACGUUUGGAGACACGGGCGAGGUCGACGUAAAGCCUCUUUCGAGGACGCAUGACUCGGUGCCAUCAGACCGUCCCCGCGAUACCGAGAGCCAGAGGAAGCUGGACUGAGGGCCAAGCUGAGAAUCGGAUGAAGAUGGGCGCAUUGCGGGACACUUGGAUCAAAAGGGGGGGGGGGACAGGAAAUGGGCGUUGGGGAAAGGAACGGUGAUACCACUGCAUUGGGCGGC